ACAAGCCGAGGUUUAUUUUCAGAGCGUAAUGACGUCAGAGAGACGAGUGCAUAGGACGAGCGGUGGUGACGUCUCUUUACGUCGUCUCUCUACUGGAUGGUUAUUGUUUGAUCAACGGCAGGCAGGAUGUUGCGGCUUCGCUGUAAGACCAAAAAUGGGAGCCACAUAAUGCAGGGCUUGACUCAUCAGUCGUGUGUGAAGGAGCUGAAGAACAAGGUGGAGGAGCUGACUGGUAUCCCCUGUGACGUGCAGAAAAUUAUGGUCGGCUACCCACCUUCAAGCCUCGAUCUUCGAAAUGGAGACGCUCACCUCAAGGACUACCCCAUCAAAUCAGGAGACACGCUCAUUGUUGAGGAGGAAAAAAACAAGCCAAAGCCUCAGGAUCAUCCCAUCGUGACUAAAGCGCCGCGCCUGGAAGCCUCACCCGUGCUGGCACGCCGAGUCGUCCCGGCCGACAACUCCUGCCUGUUCACCAGUGUUUAUUACGUGGUGGAGGGUGGUGUGUACGACCCAGCGUGCGCCCCCGAGAUGCGAGGCCUCAUCGCCCAGAUCGUUUCGAGUGACCCCGCGGCUUACUCUGAGGCAGUGCUGGGCAAAACCAACGAGGAGUACUGCGCCUGGAUACGACGGGACGACACCUGGGGAGGAGCCAUCGAGGUGUCCAUCCUGUCCAAGUUUUACCAGUGUGAGAUCUGCGUGGUGGACACUCAGACAGUCCGGGUAGAUAGAUUUGGGGAGGACGCCGGAUACCACAAACGCGUGUUGCUCAUCUACGACGGCAUCCACUAUGACCCGCUGCAGAAAGAGAUCCCCGGCUCCGGCGCCCCUCCCCAGACUAUCUUCUCCACCACAGACGACGUGAUCCUGGCCCAGGCCCUCGAGCUAGCGGACGAGGCUCGACGCAAGCGGCAGUUCACGGACGUUAACCGCUUCGCCUUGCGCUGCAUGGUGUGCCAGAUGGGCUUGGUGGGACAAAAGGAAGCCCGCGAGCACGCCAAGGAGACGGGCCACACCAAUUUUGGCGAAGUGUAAAAGUUGUCUUUUUUUUGUCCCUCUCACAAAUACAACCACCACCAACCCUGUGCCCCACGUCCGGCAAACUUUGUUGGUCCGUCUGCUUGUGUGAUCCUCUACCUCACAUUAUCCAAUGACAUCUUCAGAGAGUCUGCAGACACUGUGUUCAGCCUCUAACCUGGUCAGUAUUACUUUUAAACUGCUGUCAGUUCUUAAAUUCAGAAACGCUACUGCAGUGCUCUGAUGUCAUUAAAAACGUUGCGUUAGUCUGUUAAGGAUGGGUACAAAUCUGUUCAACUGGGUCAAGGAAAAAUAUGCAAACAAUUCUUGGGAUUAGUUUUGAUGUGUUGAGAUGACUGGGCUGGGUUUUAUAGGAUAAAUCAUAUGGUGGCCGAUGUGUUGCCACAUCUUACCCGUGAUCGACUAAACAUACGAUAAAACCCCGUGUGCGGCUCCAGAACGACCACUAAGAAUUAUUUGCACUGUGACGUGAUCCCAUUCACUGUUGUCUUAAACGCAGCACACAAAGUCUGACUGUUAUUCAUCGUGUUGGUUUUGUAGCAUGGUUUUUGUUCAUUAUUAUUUCCCUUGUGGAGAGAUGUUAGAAAUUCUCUUUGUACUGGGAUCACUUGAUUUACUGUAGACGUGUGAAUUGACCAGUGCUCGUGGCCUGUGGUGAGGCUAAGCUGGAUUUAUCUACAUCCACGUGUGCCAUCUGUGACAUCCCUCUGAAUUUAUUGAGCAGUGGCCAAUGAGACUGAGGUUAUGCAUCUUAAAUACAGUGUCCUAUAGCAAAUCAUGGGCCAGAAUUAGGCCAAUUACAUAAGUGGACUGUUCUUCUUUGCAUUUUGUUUUGGUGUUCUGUUGCAACUUCAUUUCAGAGAUGGGCUUGUUUUAAAUUUAGAAAAAAAAAAACUUUUUACAUUUUUGCGGAGCUCAUCGUUUGUCCUCACGGGUACGACAGAUUUUUCAGGAGCGCCAGUUUUUAAUUGUAGUGUGCGAGAUUCAAAUGUGCUGUAAGAACAUGCUGUACGUCUUUCAUGAUACAUUUAAUUUAAACUGCUGCAUAUUUUUUUAAAACACGAUGAGGUGUCUGCGCGUAACAAUUCAAGGCUGGGAGGCGUGGUGCGUCCACUCGAAAUCUGAAAUGAGUGUACGCGAUCUACUGUGCUCACUUGAUCUAUUUACUGUUCAGGGUCUUUCGCUAAUCCACGUCGCACACAUUUACCUUUUCAUAUUCGUGGAUAUAUUUCUGAGUCUGAAUUGUGUACAUUUUGGUUUGAUAUACUCUGUUCCACUGUAUGUUUUGCACAACUGGAGCAUGUUCUCACAUUUCAAGCUAAAGUCAGACGUCAUCUUUAUGCUGAUGCACACACUACCUACAAGGAUGAAGCGCGCACUUAUUCUCGUUAAAUAUCAGGUCAGAAAUGUUUAAUCGGAGGAGGCCACGAUGACAACACCUGUGGUCUUGUAGUGUUUUUUUUUUCUUUCUUGAAGCCUGUUCCUUUGUGGCCUCACAUCACGUUAACACAACAGUAUUUCAGUUUCACAGGUGUUACAGGUUGUUGCCAAAAAAAACAGUUUGACAAUGGAAGACUUGGCUUAGACUCAGACGGUGGUGGGAAUAAAUAAAAGUCAAAAAUAUAUCUAACAUGUGAAUUAUGAUCCUAACCCUGCCCUCCCCCCACGUGUUACUUUAGCUAGUUUAUUUGAUUUUUUAACUGUGGUUAAUUAUGGAUUAAUCCGCUUGCAUAAAAGGUGAAAACUAUCAAAUGGCUUUGUUGUAUUUUGUAUUUACAGAGAUUCCAUGACUAACAAUAACGAUGAAUGUUGCACACAAAGCACUACAGAAUAACUGGAUUUACUUGAUUUUUUUCAGUGUUGUCUCACAAUUAAAAGUUACAGCCAACA
Molecule: messenger RNA, 2925 nt
Organism: Mugil cephalus (flathead mullet)
Lineage: Eukaryota; Metazoa; Chordata; Actinopteri; Mugiliformes; Mugilidae
Gene: yod1
Product: YOD1 deubiquitinase
Exons: 3
Coding region: 127-1032 (301 amino acids)
Biological process (GO): protein deubiquitination; endoplasmic reticulum unfolded protein response
Cellular component (GO): nucleus; cytosol
Molecular function (GO): protein binding; cysteine-type deubiquitinase activity
Source: RefSeq, a predicted model, not a curated record